This is a messenger RNA of Apis cerana (Asiatic honeybee), 3116 nucleotides long. RefSeq names its product Spitting Image (gene Spt). Gene Ontology annotation, biological process: cell migration; cellularization; cell-cell adhesion. Gene Ontology annotation, molecular function: beta-catenin binding; actin filament binding. NCBI's taxonomy places the organism in Eukaryota, Metazoa, Arthropoda, Insecta, Hymenoptera, Apidae. Gene Ontology annotation, cellular component: membrane; cytoplasm; catenin complex. The record is from RefSeq and is a predicted model, not a curated record.
AACAUCAACGGAUUACAGAUUUCGAUUGUUAUAACGUAAUUAAAAAUCGAUUGAUUACUAUUUUCAUGUUGUUUACAAACAACUAAGAGUGACGAGAUUAGAUUUAUCGUCGUUGAUUGUUUAAAAAUCAGAAAGCUUAAAAAUGCCAAUAAAGACAAAGGAAAUAAAAGGAAUAUUAAUACCUAUAGAAGAACAAGUAAAUAAAUUGAAAGAAUUAAUAAAUACUAACCCUCAUAAUGAAAAUGUUCCUAUGUCGAAAAAAUCUGUUCUCUUUGAACAAUUGGAAUGUUUGGGAGAAAAAUUUGAUUUACUAUCGAAAGAAGAGAUUAGCGAUUAUGAAGAAAUGGAAUCAAAGAUCACUAGUAUCGUGGAAGAAUUUUGUUCCUUAGAAUAUAUUAAUGAAUCUAUUGAAAAUAUAGAUAAACAAAUGGCAAAUCAAAUUUUGUCUACUGUAUUAGACAAGUUUAAGUUAGCUCUUGAAGCUUUAGAAAAAUUAGAAUGUUUGCCAUUGAAGCAAAGAUUGACAGAUUGUUUGGAUUAUAUUAGAGAAAUGGGUCAAGCUAAUGAAAUUGAACAUUUUCAGAACAUUAAGGAAUUGGGCUCUUGCAUUUUGGAAUUGCUUGGACCAUUACAAAUAUAUAGGAAAAGCUUAAUGUGUCAACUAUUAGCUGAAAAGAUCAUAUUAUAUUUGUGUCAGUUAUGUGCAGCAUUUAAACUGUUAGUACAAUUAGUACAAGAGCAGCAUCGCCUAAAUGCACCAAUCUAUAAUUGCAAGAAAUAUGUGUGUGAAAGACUUUGCUUUUGCUUGAAGAUGAUAAUAGAAAUAUUGGAUAUGUUAGAUCCAUUACCAGAAGAUGAAGAAUUUGAACAAAAAAAUCACUUUGUUUAUAGAAUGGACUUGGUAUUGGACAUCUUAUCAGAAAUGCCAAAUAAAUCACUACAAGAUCAAAUACAGGAAUGCAAAGAUUUAUGGUUUCGAAUAGAAGAUGUAUUUUCAUAUGCAAUGGCUAUUGCACAAGUUUGCAAACCUUGCAAUUUUAAAGCAAUAACUGGAACCUGUCAAUCCAUUAUAUCAGAAUAUGAGAAUUUAAAAUUUCAAUUAACUUCGGAAUCGUCUGAUACAGCAUUGAAUAAUUUGUUUAUGAAUAGUUUGAGUGAUGCACUUUAUCGUUUAGAACGUAAAAUUAAUGUAUCGGUAUUGAAUCUUGUUAUGGAAGUUUUUAGUGAUCCUUUUCAUGCUCUAAGAAAACUUGUUACAAUCUGUGGUAACUCAUUAAGCGCUAAAAAACGAUCUAAAAAUGAUUUAUCCAAUGCUAUAGAAGAUUUCGAUCAAAUAAUAGAUAAAUCCAUGCAAAUUGGAUUAUUUGCUAUUGCCUCUUGUAAAGAUAGAAAUCGAAUUAAUCAAGUACGAAAUUGUUUGGCAAGUCUUGAAUCUUUAGAAACUGAAUUGAUUUCCGCCAUUACCAUGUUUUACUUGCAUCCAGAUAGCAAAGAGAUACGAGCAAAUGUAAAGUUAUUAACUGCACAAUGGCAAUUAGAAGUUAAUAAAUUACAUGAUGCAAUUAAUCUGAUUAUGGAUUCUGCUGCUUAUUGUCAAGUAGUUUUAGAUGAUCUUCAAGAUCGUAUUUCAGAAAUGUCGAAUUGUCUUGACAAUAGAAAGCCUGUUACUCAAGCACAAGUACAAAGUGUUGUGCUCAGAUCAUUAUCACUCUCUCGCCAAAUUAGUAUUACAAUAAACGAUAUUGGAAGUGAUAUUGUUGAAAGACAAACAAUAAUGAUGAUUAGAGAAUUAAAAGCUGCAAUUUUUGAAGCUGAUGCUGCUUCAAAAAGUCUUUUAAUAGAAAAUGCUACCGAACCACAACAAUUACGGGUAAUAAAAAGAUGCGAAUUAAUAUUGAAUGUAGUAAAACGAUUACAUCCCGCUUUAGUUGCUAUUAUGAAUAAUACAAUGUUAAUGAAUACAACUUAUGGUAAAAAUGGCAAGGGACAAGGUGAUACUAUUCAUGGUACGUUAUUUUCUCUCCAAUUAUUAAUUUUUGAUGUUAUAUUCAUUUUGUAUACUUCUUUUUUUUUAGAUGUGAGUAAUAAAUUGACAUCUACAAUUUAUGGAUUAUCCAAUGAUAAUCAUAGAAAACCUUUAACUUAUGUAAGAACUCCUUAUACAGUGAGCAGUUGCAAAUCACCAUUAUCUAUACAAACUGCGAAUAGUGUUUCUAGAACCCAAUUGAAUUUAUCGUGUUUGAUUCCUUAUAUUAAAAAGGGACGUGAAAUGCGCACUGAACGUUCGGUUAUGUAUAAAACACCAUGCAAAAAUGAUUCCCUUGAUCGAUCUUUGAUUGAUGAAAAAUUAAAAAACCGCAGUUUGAUUACCAUCAGACAACAUCUUUUUAGUAGGGACAAUAUUAGCUCUCAUGAUGAUACGUGUUUAUCAGAAGAAAGGAUGAAUCUAACAGGUAUUUUAGAGAGAUUUGUAUUUUCUUGUACAAAUUUAACUACAACAUCAUCAAAAUCUCACCAUGUUGAGAAAACUCAACAUGAUACAAAUACUGAUGGAUCAGAUAAAAAGUCUGUUCGACAUUUAACAGAAUUGGUUGAAUGCAUCGAAAACCAAUCUGAUAUGACAACAGGUAAAAUGGAUCAGUGUUCUACAAUUGGCGGAGGUGAUGGUCCAUCAAUCGUAAAUAUAUCAAAAACUUACGAUGAUACGCAACGCUUAAGUAAUAAUACUGAAAUAACGCAAGAACGAUUAUUUGGAGAUUAAAUAUAAUUGUUAUGAAUUACAUUGAUAAUGAAAAAUAAUGAUCUUCAUUGAAUUUGAAGUUUCAGUAUAUUGAUCGAAAAAUACAAACGUUCACAGUUAAAAUACAAUGUGUUAAAAUAGUUUUUAUUAAAAAUUAAAUACAAUAUUAUAUUUUUAAAUAAAUAAAGAAUGUAUGUGACAGAGAGAGAGCGAGAGAGAGAGAGAGAGAGAGAGAGAGAGAGAGAGAGAGAGAGAGAGAGAGAGAGGAAAAGAGAUUAAGAAAGAAUGUAUUAAGUAAACUCAAGUUCUAAUUCAACUUUUAUAUAUUUGUAAAAUUUUCAUUAAUAAAAAGAUGUUUUUGAAUUGACUUAUUAAA